Drosophila ficusphila is the source of this 1353-nucleotide messenger RNA. RefSeq names its product presenilins-associated rhomboid-like protein, mitochondrial (gene rho-7). The coding region runs from base 151 to 1197 and encodes 348 amino acids. Gene Ontology annotation, molecular function: serine-type endopeptidase activity. The transcript is spliced from 6 exons. Gene Ontology annotation, cellular component: membrane. The record is from RefSeq and is a predicted model, not a curated record. NCBI's taxonomy places the organism in Eukaryota, Metazoa, Arthropoda, Insecta, Diptera, Drosophilidae.
UAUCCCUAUUUUAUUGUUUCCCUUGCAUAAGCCAUUUUUGGCUUUCCAACUCUGGUCACAUGUUAAAUUUUCCGGGCCCUUCUCUCCACGAAGCAAAAUAGAAACAAAUUUCGUAUUUUUCAUGCUAAAUUGGCCCAGACCCGUACUACGAUGCUCAUGAGUAGGGCGCUUUGCCGGAGUUGGUUGCCCCAGGUGGCCCACAGAUGUCAUGCCAAUGUGUCAAUCCUGCGAAUUAAUCCUGGUCAUCCGGCGGCCAGGUCAUGGCGGCAAUUCCACAGUAACCGGAAGCAGAGCAGCAACCUGAAACCGACCACCGGAGAGCCCCUCGCUGCGGAGCAAAACACGGUGCCGAUAAACAAUGUGAUCAAGGCGGUAGCCUUUACGGGAGCAUUUACGGUGGGCUGCUUUGCGGGCGCCACAAUCCUGGAGUACGAAAACACACGCAGCCUCAUCCUGGAAAAGGCGCGGCAGGCGAGAUUUGGCUGGUGGCAAAGUCGUUCCCUAGCGGAUCGGGAUUACUGGACACAACUGAAGCAGGACAUCCGACGGCACUGGGACGCGCUGACGCCCGGCGACAAGAUGUUUGCCCCCAUCUUCCUCUGCAAUAUCCUGGCAUUCGCCAUGUGGCGAGUGCCCGCCCUGAGAUCCACCAUGAUGACUUACUUCACCUCCAAUCCAGCGGCGAGAGUCGUUUGCUGGCCCAUGUUCCUCUCCACCUUCAGCCACUACUCCGCCAUGCACAUAUUCGCCAAUAUGUAUGUGAUGCACAGUUUUGCCAACGCGGCGGUGCUCUCGCUGGGCAAAGAACAGUUCCUGGCCGUCUACCUCAGUGCCGGCGUCUUCUCCAGCUUAAUGAGUGUGCUAUACAAAGCGGGGACGAGUCAGGCGGGGAUGUCUUUGGGUGCGUCUGGAGCCAUUAUGACACUGCUGGCCUACGUGUGCACCCAGUACCCGGAUACUCAGCUUAGUAUUCUGUUCCUGCCCGCGUUGACAUUCUCCGCCGGAGCCGGCAUCAAAGUGCUGAUGGGCAUCGACUUUGCCGGCGUUGUUCUGGGCUGGAAGUUCUUCGAUCAUGCGGCGCAUUUGGGAGGCGCCAUGUUUGGCAUAUUUUGGGCCACUUAUGGAGCACAAAUAUGGGCGAAGCGCAUUGGCUUGUUGAAUUACUACCAUGACCUGCGCCGAACGAAGCAGAAAUAGUACUGGAGGUUGGUCUGUGGCCAAGUGAACCCACGGGGAGUUGAGCUUUCGAAGUGGUAGCAACUAACACUCUGAUGUAACGAUAAUAAUGACAUCGUUCUGCCUUAUGACUUCGUUGCCAUGAAUUAAGUUGAAUAAAGCGUUAACAUCCUGUAA